CAGUUCAGACUCGAAGAUCAUCGAAGGAACUCUCUACCUGUUUCCUGACGCGAAACAUUACACUAAAGAUGGAUUCUUCAAAGCCAAAGAUUCAGUCUGGUGGGAAGACGCUCGUGGCUAGCUCCAACUCCAGCUUGGACAGCAGCAGCUCUGGCGGUAGUUAUGGUGCCAUCAAGCCUGAUAUCAUCAUUGAUACAAGUGUGCACGUUUCAACCAAGAAACGAAAUGGCCGUCUUCCUACUUGGUUUAAGGACGAGUUGAAACAACUUCUCUACUUGGCUUGGUAUCUGUCUGUGAUCAACCUGUUCUCCAACAUCAUGGGGACCAUCAGUGUUAUGUUCUGUGGACAUCUAGGGACUGUUGAGUUGGAUGGCGUCUCCAUGGCUUGCAGCUUGCUGAAUGUGUUGGGAAUCUGCAUCGCAAAUGGCCUCUGCACCGCUUGUGACACCCUGUUUUCUCAGUCGUUUGGUAGGAAGAACAAGAAACAGAUAGGAAUUUAUCUUCAAAGAGGUCUUAUCAUCAUCACGUUAUUCGUCCUUCCCUGCUGGGGACUGCAUCUGAAUGCGGAGGCCAUACUUCUCGCGCUUGGGCAACAUCCUGGUGUAGCACAGAUUGCAGGCCGUUACCUUCUGCUGUUGAUGCCUGGCACCCUGCAGCCUCCAUAUAAUAUUGAAUGCUUUAACUGUAUUCUUCAAUGCGCUCUUUUUUUCUUCCUGCAGGCUUUAUUCAUUCUGCGGGUGCUCACGACGUAUCUACGGAGCCAGAAUAUUCUCUGGCCCACGAUGCUGGUGGGUGUCAUUGGUACUGUCGUCAACGUUAUAAUGCAUGUCCUGCUGAUAAACGUCUUAGAGAUGGGAACAGAUGGAUCUGCCAUUGCCCAGGCCACCGCUUUCGUGAUGAUGCUGGUCGUGCUUCUCGUUUACAUACUUGGAUCAGGGAUGUACAAGGAUUCCUGGGACGGUUGGUCAGUGAAGGCUUUCUACGACUGGGGCCAGUUCCUGUACAUUGGCGUAGCCGGGAUGAUGAUGUUGUUCCUGAGCGUGUUUGGUAUGGAGAUUGGUAGCUUUCUGGCCGGCAUCUUGAGUGAAGUCGAACUUGGCGCGCAAUCCAUCCUCUUUAACACUGAGGUCAUCAUAUUCACGAUUCCUUUUGGUUUUGGCAUUGCUUGUAACAUCCGUGUUGGUCAGUUGCUCGGAGCCUCUGACGCCAAAGGAGCAAAGCAGGCCGCUAUUAUUGGACUCGGAAUCGCCGUUACUACUGUUGUGUCCAUCGGUGUACUUGGGACUAUCUUGAGAUACGAACUUCCCAGGAUAUUUUCUAGUGAAAGUGACGUGAUCAACCUUACUGCCGAGGUUUUCCCUCUUCUCUUCUUGGCUUACGCCUUGGACGGCAUCGACGUAUGUUUCCUUGGUAUCCUCCGCGGCUGCAACAGAGAAACCAUUGCCACUGUCAUCACAUUCAUUGCCUACUACGCUAUAGGAGUACCUCUCGCCAUUGUCCUGUUGUUUGUUGUCAGCGUUGGGCUGUCCGGCUUCUGGUACGGGAUUGUUGCUGGCCUGACCGUAGGGACUAUCAGUCUCGCCGUGGUCCUUGCCAAGACAGACUGGGAGAAGCAAAUGAAUGAGGCACUGGAAAGAGCCGGGGCUUCAAAGCCAUUAAAGGAAAGUGACAUCGAAUCACAGACUGUGAAGAAAUCGCAUUUACCAGAUCUCAUGGCUGCCAACGAUGACUGCCCAUCAGAACUAGAGGAUGACGAAAAGAAAGUCUUGCUAAGCUACAGAAAAGUCGCCGACGUGAAGACUCAGAAGCGCUUGAUGAAGUUCCAGAAGAUUCUCUGCAACCCUGUGGUAGUUCGAACUCAGAUGCAGGUCCGCAUGGACCCGGGAGAGCCAACCACACAGAAAAAGAAAUCAGACAUUUCAACGACUUAUCUCAUUGUUACUCGCUGUACUUUCAUCUUUCUCAUGUUUCUCACUUUUAUACUUGGUUUGUUUGGCGCAAUUUUCUUCCAACCUAUUUACGAAGGCAGCUCGACCUUCGACCUCUGCAUCCCACGGAAUUCAACCAAUGGGACUGAGGUGCUUGCGUUCAAUGGCACGGCAUUUAUUGCAAACACAACAAUUCCUUUCUGUCCUUGAGUUGAAAUCAGCAUUUACUCUAUUGACUCAAGCUGUAUCGUCUUGGUAGAAAAAGCACUCCUUCAACAGGAUGAUGGCCAAACACUAGGGACUUUUUGGUCCGUCUGCCACAUCGAAAAGAUGAAGUUAGGAGAGUAGCUUUUGUUGCAAAAUGGGCCCUGAACAACUUUGCUCCAGCCCCGUGGCAGCAAACCCUUAAUAGUGGUACAACUCUGAUCAGAUACAAGGUAUCAUUUCUUCAAAUCCAUUUAAAUGAAAGUAAUACAGUUAUCUUGUAUCUGCGCUUUCUAAAGUGGAGGGGAUUUGAAUAUACGAUGCUAAACUGUAACAUCAAUGUAAGGUCUACUACCAAUACAUUGGUGGUUGUAAACAAUGAAGCGGGAGCGAAGAAUUUAACAAACACGAAAUCAAUCUUAAUCUCCGACAUUUUGGCAAUUACCAUGAUUAAGUUACAUAUAACGUGCUUUAAUAGAUUAUCCCAUUGAAGACUUAAAUCUUAAUAAAAAUAAUAAUGUUAUGACUUACGCCCCAGAAAUGGGCUCAGAGUGAGGAAUAGCGAGGGAAUUACGGGCCUGCUAUUCAGCUCUCUAUUGUAGUGGUGUUUUGCUUUGUCUUUCAAGACUUUUGUCUGACAAAAGACAUUGAUUGAGUGAAAACAGGUCGGAAACAAGCUCAUAACAUGUACAUGUAGGCCUUUGUAUAUUCACAAAUGAUGUUUAGA
Lineus longissimus is the source of this 2859-nucleotide messenger RNA. RefSeq names its product multidrug and toxin extrusion protein 1-like. Gene Ontology annotation, molecular function: xenobiotic transmembrane transporter activity; antiporter activity. The transcript is spliced from 17 exons. The record is from RefSeq and is a predicted model, not a curated record. Lineage: Eukaryota; Metazoa; Nemertea; Pilidiophora; Heteronemertea; Lineidae. The coding region runs from base 69 to 2138 and encodes 689 amino acids. Gene Ontology annotation, biological process: xenobiotic detoxification by transmembrane export across the plasma membrane. Gene Ontology annotation, cellular component: membrane.